This is a messenger RNA of Rhizophagus irregularis DAOM 181602=DAOM 197198, 2869 nucleotides long. RefSeq lists its product as uncharacterized. Gene Ontology annotation, cellular component: nucleus. NCBI's taxonomy places the organism in Eukaryota, Fungi, Glomeromycota, Glomeromycetes, Glomerales, Glomeraceae. The record is from RefSeq and is a predicted model, not a curated record. Gene Ontology annotation, biological process: DNA-templated transcription; regulation of DNA-templated transcription. Gene Ontology annotation, molecular function: DNA-binding transcription factor activity, RNA polymerase II-specific; zinc ion binding; DNA binding.
UUUUCUCCGUUUCCGCAUCCUCAAAUUUUUUAAAAAAUUUUUCUCUAUGAUAGUCGGCUUAUAAUAAAUUAUUAUCCUGUUCGUUGUACUGUGUAGUAAAAGAAGGAAUUAUUAAACUUUAACAAAUUAGGUAUCCCGUUUGUCGUUCACUGGCCUUUUUUUAUUUACGUGAUUAUAAUCGAUGGACCCUCCCACAUUCAUAACCUCCGAUAUAGAUACUGAUAAUUUAGUAUCUGCAAAUAACCUUGAAGGACAAGCCAUAAAAAGAAAACGUUUGACUCAAGCAUGUGACGCGUGUCGAAAGAAAAAAGUUAAAUGUAGUGGUGACAAGCCUUCAUGCAAUAAUUGUACGCGACUUGGUACAACAUGUACCUACCUACCUAGUACACGUAAAAGAGGCCCUAGAGUUGGCCUCGUGGAAAGUUUGGAGAAACGUCUCCAACAAAUGGAAAAACUUUUACAACCACUUAAAGAACAAGGAAUUGUUGAUACCCCUGAAGAUAAAAAACCAAUAAAGAAACCACGGUUAGAUUCAAAGAAUACCGAAACCGAUAAUUCAAAUAUUCCUGUUAAUCCUUAUAAUGAACGACAUUCACAACAAUCAUUUAGUAGUCAAACAGAAUUUAUUAAUAUUUUUUCCCAACCACCACAAACGGAACAACAGCAGCAGCAUUCUCAACAAAAACAAACUUCAAACAUAGAUAGUUCAAACAAUAUAACAAAUGAAGAGGAGGAGGAGGAGGAAGAAGAAGAAGAAGACCUUAUAUUUUUCGGAAAUUCAGCAGCAGCUCCAGGAUAUGUUAAUCAAAGAGAAGCUUUUGUCCAUUGUGAUCGAGAUCCACCUAUAAAAUCCGAACCUUCGGAAAUUAAUGAACAUUCAUCUCCGACUGAGUUUAGUAAUUCGGCUGAAAAUAUUCCGAUAUAUUCACCAAUAACUUCUAUUGUUAGUAAUAGAAAUAAUGGAUUGCCACCGGAAGAUAUUGUUGAACAUCUUGUCGCUUGUUACUUUCGUCAUAUAGAUAUUCAAACGUCGAUGUUUCACGAGGCCACUUUUAUGAGACAAUUAAGACAGAAUAAAAUUUCUCCUUUUUUAAUAUAUGCAAUAUGUGCUGUAACAGCAAAAUAUUCUGAACAUCAAUCUAUCGUUCAGAAACUUCCUUAUAUGUCCGGCGAACCUUUUGCAGCUAUUGCUAUAACCAAAUAUUUAUUUGGGACGUUUGAUAAUCCUUCCGUUGAAAAUGUUCAAGGUUUGAUAUUAAUAACUACACACAUGUACGGUGUAGGUAAAGGACCAAGUGCAUGGAUGUACACAGGAUUAGCAGUAAGAAUGGCUCAAGAGUUGGGUCUUCAUAAAGUAGAUGAAGCAGGAUCCAAACCAAAUUCUGAAGGAAUUUUCAUUCAAAAUGAGGUUAGAAGACGUACAUUUUGGGCUUGUUUCCGACUUGACAGACUUGCAGCUUGUGCACUUGGUCGACCAACAUUAAUCGAUGAGGAUGAUUGUGACGUGAGAUUACCUUGUAAUGAAACAAUCUGGAAUUUAGAACAUCCCUUUGAAAGUCCAUUAAUUGAUGAAAUCUUCAAAGAAGAUCAUAUUAAACGUGGUACUCGUUUAUCCCUUACAAAUAUAGGAAUGGGUGCAUGUCUUGUUAGUGUUACAGCUUUACUUGGACGCGUUUGUCAACAUGUUAAUAGAUCAAAACCAUAUGAUGCAUUGCCACCUUGGGAUUCCAAUUCCAAAUUUGCUGAAUUAGAAAAUGAAUUGGAUACAUGGUACAAAUCAUUAACGCCUCAUUAUACUUAUACCAGGGAAAGAAUGCAACAAUUAAUGGCUGAUGGAACGGGAACAACGUUCACGUUGGUUCAUUUACUUUAUUAUUCAGCUAUUGUAGUAUUAAAUCGACCAAAUCUUAUUUCCCUUCAAAAUAAUGAAGUAAUGGAUUGCCAUAUAAAUUUUAUGCAAGCGUCAGCCAAGAGAUGUUGUACUGCGUCAAAGGUAAUCUCUUCCAUAGCAGAAGAUAUUGUUCGUUAUGGAUGUCAUAUAUGUUCAUUUGCUUUAUAUCCUGUAUUUGUUACCACAACUAUUCAUCUCAAUAACAUUUAUAGUGAAGAUAUUAAUAUUGCAGAAGAUGCUAAAAAGAAUUUAUCUAUAAAUGAACAAUUUAUAAAGUUAAUGGAACCUUAUUGGGCAAUUGCGUCUAAAUUAUUACUUAUUGUCAAGGAGAUGAGAAAGGUUCUAGAUACGCAAUAUAAUAAAGGAAAUAAUUCAGAACAAGGAGAAGAAAUUUCUAUCAACACAGGAUUUAAAAGUUAUUUGAACCGGGUUAGUAAUAACAAUUCUUUAAUUGGAUCAACAACAACAACAACAACAACAUCAUCAUCAUCAACAACCAACCUUGAUAAUAUUAUUAUACCCGAACAAUUAUUAUCACCACGUUGGUAUAACGAUACAACAAUUAUGGGAGAUUCUUGGACUAGUUUCCUUCGUUCACCCGGUCCUUUUUCACCUAGUAUGUUACGUUUAAUGAAAAAAGAAAAUGAUAAUUCAAAUAAUUCAAAUCAAGAUAAUUCGUAUGAUUAUUUUUCACAAGAUUUAACAACAUAUAAUGCGCCAACUACACUAGUUUAUGAUGGAUAUCCAAUGAUUGAUAUGUCAUUGGAUUGGUCCACGACAGGUAGAGUAUUUCCAUUAAAUCGUCCUAUAAAACAUUGGACUGACAUCAAUGGAAAUGUUAUGAAUUCAGCGAUUGAAGGUACUACUCCUACAACUUUUACCCCUUCAUUAGCCACAACUACUUCUACAGGUGAAAUUAAUAUAGAUUCACUUCUUAUAUAAUAAUUCGAAUAAUAAUUUAAAAAAAAAAAAAAAAAA